CAGUGCAUUUCCGUGAGCUAAAGCGAAACUACUGGGUUUGUUACAACGGAAAAGUAUUGCACUUAACCUCUGCCAAUGUAUAUUGGAUCUCAUGCAGUUCUGAUUAAAUGAAAAAGAUGGAGCCAUUUGAUUUUACUUUCUGCGGCAUGAAACAGAACUGCGCUGCACAGCGAAAACGAUCGCAACUACCGUGCCUAUGAAAGGCUCCGAAAAGUGCAGAUCCCAUUCAACCAUCCCCAAAAUGCCUCUCUGGAAUGCAAAUGUGCGUUACUUCGGGGAGGCCUGAUGGAGCCAAAAGUUACAGCCGUCAUUCCGCAAUCUUUUGCAUCAGUAGCUUGUGGCUCUCGAUUCAAAUUGCCACUCUUACCACCAUCCGUACGGAAGCCACGCAACACAUUCACUUUACAGUAGAGGAAGAAGUCCCACCCGGGUUUCUUGUUGGAUUAUUGUACAAGCAGUUACACGAUGACAUUUUAACAGGUCCUGGAAAUCUUCUGUUCCGAGUGAUUCAACAAGGUCAGGCACGUUUAUUCACGGUUGGGUCAAAGGACGGACGAAUCAAGGUGGCCCAGCGCAUUGAUCGUGAGGCAAUCUGCCCACACUCUGAAGUGGGAACUAUGACGACUAGGGCAGCAGCAGAGUGUGAAUUGACAUUUCCUGUUAAUCUCCUGCGAUUAGUAAAUUCGACAACAGAUUUGUUGGAUGUGUUGCGAAUAUUUAUUUUGGUAAACGACAUAAAUGACCAUCCUUGUCAUUUCGUUCCCUCUGAUGAGCAAAUAUUGUAUCUUCCUGAGGACGCACAAAUAUUUAGCAGUAUGUCGUUGUAUCAGCCAAGCGAUUUGGACACUGGUCCUGGAAACGGAAUCGCGAGAUCUUCUAUAAUGAUGACUUUGCUAAACCCAACGACACCCGCCAAAGGCAGCUCUUGGUUCGAUUUAAAGAUAACCGAGCAAGAGAGUCUGACAAAACCGUUUUCCCUAAGUCUUGUCUUGAUCACGCCUCUAGAUUAUGAAAUGUACACACGGUAUGUGCUUAGAAUAGAAGCUCAAGGUGGAAUGAACAUGACAUGUUCACUGAUGGUCACUGUGCUUGUUACGGAUGCCAACGACAACUCGCCGAAAUUCUCUCGAAAAAAUUAUACCGUACAUAUUUCAGAAAAUACAGAUAUAACAUUCCCAAUAUUCACAGUUUCUGCCACUGAUAAUGACGCAGGGCCAUACUUUAGUCAAAUGCAGUACGAUUUCGAUACGGCUACACCCACCAUGGUCAGGUCAAAUUUCCGCAUAAACAAGAAGAAUGGAUCCAUAUUUUUGAAGGGACCAAUUAGUCAUCAGCACCAGUCCUCUUACAACAUCCCUUUAGUUGUCCGAAACUUUAAAAGAUCCCAGACACAGCAUAUGGUAGACCUCCCGGACAACCAAUUUGCUGACCGAGCACAGUUAACGGUAAACCUGACCAGGAUGAAUCACAGACCACCGACCAUUUCAGUAUACACGCCAGAAGGUAGAAGUGUAAUUAGCAUUCCAGAACAUACUGUGGAUAUUCCUUUUGAUUUUGCUGUAGUCACAGUGACAACUGAUGAUGCACAGUUUUCAGAAUCUAUCGACUGCAUGCUUAAUCAGCCAGGGGUCGAGCAGUUUGCGCUAACACAAAUUGGCGCAUCUUCCAGUGAUGCGCAGCUCCUCUCAGGAGGAGACAGUGACUUCGAAAUGAUCUAUAAAUUAUCCGCUUUGGCCGCAUUUGAUCGGGAAACAACUUCUACGCUGCACAUAACAAUAUCUUGUUGGAGCAAAAACGUGAAUUUUGAACACUUAGUGGAAGUAAAGAUAGCAGACAAAAAUGACCAUCCUCCGGAAUUUGAUAAAACCAACUGGCGCUUCAUGGUUUCCGAAGACAGUGACCCAGAGAGGUAUAAAAGGGAGUACAUUAUCGGCCAAGUUGUUGCAACUGAUGCGGACGAUGGUGUAAAUGCUCAAAUAACAUAUAAGAUAGGAGACGAAUCUUCCAACAUGCAUUUCACUGUGAAUAACCUUACGGGUGUAAUUAGUUCCAAAGGAGUUCUUGAUCGGGAAGCAAAGGACUAUCACCAAUUCACAAUUGUUGCUAUUGACGGUGGAGAUCCACCGCUAACUGCAAAUACAGUGGUGGAAGUCAUUGUUCAAGACUAUAACGAUGAGAUCCCAAUUUUUGGAAAAACAUACUAUAUAUUUCACAUUGUGGAAAAUAACAUGCAUGGGGAGUUUGUAGGUAGCUUGACAGCUACCGAUAUGGAUAAAGGAGGAAACAGUGCGCUUAAAUUUCAGAUGGAAUAUUUUCGUUCGGGUGUGCAUUCCAUCGGAACUAGCGUGAACAACUCUUCAAGAGUUACAAAUUUACCAUUCGAAUUGGUUCAGCGAUUUGACAUACUGCACAAUUUUUACGAAGUUAGAAUUUAUGCCCGAGCAAUAAUAGACCGCGAAGAGGUCUCCCAUACCUACGUGGGCAUGCCGAUGAGUGAGUAUUUCAUCAAUGGCGCAUUACCUACACAACAGCUCGAUGAGCAAGUGAUGGUUGGAUUUAAAUUUUGGAUAAUUGCGACCGACGACGGUAUUCCACAUCAAAGCAGUCAAGCAAUCGUCCACGUAAUUAUUGACGACUUGAAUGACAGGGCACCAACGUUUCAAUGGCCAACAAAUAAUUCAACUCUUAUCAAAGUAUCGUACUUGGAGAAGGUUGGAUACGUGAUCUGUCAAGUGCGUGCAGUCGAUCCCGACGAGGGCUCAAAUGGCACUGUUCGUUACAAACUGGAGCGCAUUACUUUAAUCAAUCAAUCACUUACGGUGAAUCAACAAUUCGACCGUUCCGAUUUCAUUUCAGCAAAUAAACUAACUACAGACAGUCAGACGCGACGAACGGAUGAUGGAGGUUCGUUCGCCAUCCAAGACACAAGCGGAACCAUUUACCUCGCCAGUCGCCUUAAAUUAGCUGAUGUGGGAAAACUGUUUGCCAUUGACUUAAUUGCCCAUGACCUUGGGACGCCAACUACUCAACGGACGUCAGCCACAUUUUUUGUACACAUUGAUACUUCCGCUCCGAUUGGGGACAUGAACAACGAUUAUCAAGUAAUUAUGCACGAACAAACACCCAGAUACCCAUCUAACAACAACGAAUCGCAACUCAAUUUUUAUAUCAUUGUAGCAAUCAUUUUCGUAGCGUUCUUUAUUUCAGCAAUUCUAAUCGCUGCAGUUGGUAUAGCGCUGCGCCGGAUAAAGAAAUCUGGACCUCAGCUUCAGGCGGCUGCAAAAACCUACCCAACAGUAGAUUCUCAGGAAAAACACAGCCCAUAUUUUGAUCAAAAGAGUACGCAGUGCUGUAGAGAAGCUCAGAUAAAACCUACUAAGACUUUGGACAACCAAACCAGGUGUGGUCUUGACAGUUUCACCCCAAUCCCCACUACCACACAAUGUACGAUCGGAAGCUUUGAAACGCCCCAGAAACCUUCUGAAACAUCCAGUUCCAUAACCGAAACGGUUAGGCCUAAUCUGCUCAAAACAUCCUGCUACAAAUCCGAUCAUGGUGCGCACUUGAAACUGGAGAACAUGGUCAACAAGACGACAGUGCAGCUUGUCAACACAUCCUGUCAAAACAAGCCGAUAUUUCUGUACCCUUCCGAGUCAUUCCCUAUGGAAAACUUAGCUGAUGCCACAGAGGCUGGAUUAUCGAAACAGUCUUGGUUACCAUUGAAACUUCCUGCUGGUUACUCACAACCGGUAGCUUUGCUCGAUUACAACCACGCAACUGAAAUGCAACACCUAUGUGCUCACUCAAAACAUACAAUGAAGCGAAACUGUUUCGGAUCGGUCGACAAAGACAGUGGAAAUGGGGAUAGUUUGGAGACGAUGGUUGUCCCGGUGUUGUCGGUUCAGAAAUCCAUUUGGCUACCGUCGCCAGCGAGUCUAUCAUUGGAAUCGGAUGGUAACGAGAAUACUGUGUUCAACCACCAAGGUUACACAAACGCUCUACAGCAUCCGGCGUUCACUGUACCACUUGUCCAUGUAUGCACACCCUUGUCCGGUGUCAAUGAGACAGAUUAUAAUGGCACUUCCAGAACGCAUCUAGAGUGACAAAGCACAGUCUGUAACCCUAACAGAAUUUUCGAUUCUUCCAGAAUGCAGGACUUACCAGUUGCUGCGAUCGGAAUCAAUCAAAGAAGACUUAUGCUUUCCUGUAUUGUUUUUAUCCCGAAAUAUAUUUCUCAGAUUU
This is a messenger RNA of Dicrocoelium dendriticum, 4242 nucleotides long. The record is from the annotation of a GenBank genome assembly. NCBI's taxonomy places the organism in Eukaryota, Metazoa, Platyhelminthes, Trematoda, Plagiorchiida, Dicrocoeliidae.